UUGGCUCUGGAGGGCAGCCUUCUACCUUCAGCUCCGAGGCUACAGCUUCCUGACAUGGCGGCAUCUUCGGAUGGAGCGCGAGGUCGGUGGGUUGAAGAGCCACAGGGAGCUUCCGAGCUGCAGAUCGCUCAGCUGGAAACACGACUUCGAGCUGCCGUGACGGAGCUAGUGGAACCCACUGUGCAGAAGAUGACAGUCUUGGGGUCCGAGGUGGAGCACUUGACAAGUUCAGUCGCACGGCACAUGAAGGAGUUGGACUCUUUGCACCUGGGACAACUCCGAUUUCAAGAGCAGGUGGGCGCCGUCACUCAGAUGAAGGAGGAAAUGGCGAGAUGGGACAGCCAAAGAAGGGUCUAUGAGGCCGCUGUUGAUGAAAAGCUGGAAGCAAUGCUUCAUAAAUUGGAUGCUCAGCGCUAUGCCCUUGAGCAGAAAGAGUCCACGUUGCACCACUUGAAUCGGAACCUUGACCGGGUCGCAAGUGAAGUCAACAGGCUUGUCGAGGACCAGGAUUCUGUGCGUGAGGCGUGUGAAGCUCGUGUGGAUGAGCAGAGCAAGAGACUUACCCACUUCAAAGCGGAGACAGAGGUCCGUUUUGCCAGUGUUGAGCGCCAACACAACGCUCUGAGUGACGAGCUUUGGGGAGACGAGCUGGGCUUGGCAAAGAUAGCUGGAGAGCUCAAGAAGACUAACGCAACAUUUGGAAAAUUGGAGGAUGCCGUCGCUGCUCUUCAAGAAGGGAAGGCAGAAGCUGUGCAGCUCGAGAAGCUGCGGGCAGAUGUGGCAAAGAUGGUACAUGAAGCCAACACAUCCACUUCACAGAUGCGGCAUACUGUUGGGGAGGUUGUCAACGAUGUGCGGGAGCACUUUCGCACAGCUUCAGAGACUAUUGCCUCCCACAAUGCAAGCUUCGUGAAGCAAGUUCGAGAAGAGUACCAGGCAGAGCUUUCCAGCUCUGCGAUGCUUCGGGAAGAGGUGAAGAGCUUCAUGAACCGAGCUUCACAAAGCGUGGAGAGUCUCGAGCUCCGCGUGGAUGAGGUUGGAUCCAAGGCAAAUGCCUUGGCCGCGGAGGCACGCGAGGAGUUGGAGGAACUCAAUCGCCGGCGAAAGCGAGACAAAACAUCUGCAGACAACGAGCUGAAGGCACUGAAGAAACGCCUGGGUGGAGUAUUUGAUAAUUCGGACGCUGUCCUUCGUGGCCUUGAGCAUAUCUAUUCCGUGCUGCAGCCCGUGCUUGAGAGCGACUUGAUGCAAUGUGCACUUGAGAAGCAAGAUGCCGUUGAUCGAGACAGGAUCUCCCUCAUGGGUGUCAAAGAUGAUGAGCUGACCUUGUCGCGCUCGACGCACACCGAACCACAACGACCAAGACCAGAGUGCCGAGUGAAAACAGCGCCAGGUGGGAUGAAGCCCUCGAAGACGGAUGGCCAUGGCCCGCAGGUACCGCAAAGGCCAGUGGUUCGAGUGGACAACCGCUGUGUCUCGUGCAGCGGCCAGGCUCCUCUUGUUCUAGCAGCAUUCAAGAUGGCUUGCUUACACUAUGCGCCCUCACCUAUAGAGCAUAGAGGCCAAAUGGUUGAGAGAUAUGAGCUUCUGGAGCGAAGAGAGCAGCUCUUGCUGGGCGCGAACCGGUCUUUGCUUCAGGGACCUGGCGCCCUGAGCGCCCUGAGCGGUGAUGGAGGAGAUGAUCUCGGAAUGUCUUCAUUAGCAAGGGGUCCACAUGACGAGGAGAAGGGUGACACCUUCACAGACUACACAUUUGUCGAGGAGCGAGGCCGUGCAAGGCCAGCCACUGGAAAUGGAGUUCGCCUGCCAAGUGUGCCACCUGGGACCCCACGCGUGGUCAGCGUUCGAUGAUGGCGCAAACUUUGUGCUUAGGGCAUGUUCGUCAAAGGUAGAUAGGAGGUUUCACCAGUCUGCUGAAACAUGUGGACAUUUGCCUGUGAAGGGAUUACUCCCACCUAGAGUCAUGCAGCGUUGCUUAAGUUGCAAGCAGCUGUACGUGGUGGAAAGCAGGCAAAACCAAGAAGACAG
Molecule: messenger RNA, 2028 nt
Organism: Effrenium voratum
Lineage: Eukaryota; Dinophyceae; Suessiales; Symbiodiniaceae
Source: the annotation of a GenBank genome assembly